AUGGAGACCUUGACAACCUACAUCCCAUCCCAAUUCCAUCCCUUGAUGGAACACCUCGAACCACACACCCAAUGGCUCCCCAUCGCCCUCCUCACCCUCACCACAAUUUACUUCACAACAAUCUACGUGUCCCACAAACGCGAAGCCGCCGUCCCGUUCAACAUUCCCCUCCCGCCCGAGAUCCGCUCGAAUUAUGACUGGACAGGCAAGAGCUGGGGCGAUGUCACCGGUGAACAGAGACGGGUCCUUGAAGGCCAAGCCCGUGGGCAAUGGGAUAAGGAUUUGAUUAUGAGUUAUUGUCCAGCGGACGGACGGGUGCUGGGGAAUGGGAUUCGGCCUGCGACGAGGGAGGUUGUCGAACGGGCUGUUGAGGCAGCGGGGAAUGCGCAGGUUGAGUGGGCGAGGACGGGAUUUGCGGAGAGGAGGAGGGUGCUUAGGACGUUGUUGAGAUACGUGCUCGACCACCAAGAUGAUAUCGUUACCGCUUGUUGCCUCGAUUCCGGAAAGACGCGAGUUGAUGCUGCGUUUGGCGAGAUCCUGGUCACGGCUGAGAAAUUGAAAUGGACUAUCGAUCACGGCGAAAAGGCAUUGGCACCGGAAUCCAGACCGACGAAUUUCCUCAUGAUGUACAAAAAGAAUAUGGUUACGUAUGAGCCUUUGGGCGUUGUCUCGGCAUGUGUGUCAUGGAACUACCCCUUCCACAACUUCAUCGGACCUGUUAUCAGUGCGUUGUUUGCUGGAAAUGGUGUCGUGGUUAAGCCUUCUGAGCAGACGGCGUGGUGUACGGCAUACUUUUUGGAAAUGGCGCGUGGAGCACUUGCGGCGUGUGGACAUUCUCGGGAUCUCGUGCAGAGUGUUGUCUGUCUGCCUAGUGUUGCGGAUGUGUUGACUUCUCACCCUGGGAUUUCUCAUUUGACAUUCAUCGGAUCGAAGUCUGUGGCGCACAAAGUAUGCGAGUCCGCGGCCAAGUCAUUGACACCUGUGUGCGUGGAACUCGGUGGUAAAGACCCUGCUGUUAUCUUGGAUGAUUCGAGAACCGUGAGUGAAGCAUCGUCUAUUGCAUCUGUUCUUAUGAGAGGUGUCUUUCAAUCCGCCGGCCAGAAUUGCAUCGGCGUCGAACGAGUGAUCGCCCUCCCAGGCAUCUACGACAAACUCCUCGACAUCCUCACCCCCCGCAUCAAAGCUCUCCGCCUAGGCUCCGUCCUUGUCGACUCCUCCUCCAAGACACCCUCCACCCCCGACGUCGGCGCCAUGAUCUCCCCCGCCUCCUUUGACCGUCUCGAAUCUCUGAUCGAAGACGCAGUCCAGCACGGCGCGCGCCUGAUCUGCGGCGGAAAACGCUUCUCCCACCCCACCCACGCCUACGGCCACUACUUCACACCCACCCUCCUCGCGGACGUUACCCCAGAAAUGCGCAUCGCGCAAAUCGAACUCUUCGCCCCAGUUUUCGUCCUCAUGCGCGCAGACUCCGUCCCCCACGCUAUCUCCAUCGCAAACUCAACGAUCUACGGCCUGGGCGCGAGUGUCUUCGGCUACAACAUCCCCGACGUGAACAAGUGCGUGUCCCAGAUAAAAUCCGGCAUGACCUCCGUCAACGACUUCGGCAGCUAUUACGCCGUGCAACUCCCCUUCGGCGGCAUCAAGGGUUCCGGGUAUGGCCGCUUCGCUGGUGAAGAAGGACUAAGGGGGAUUUGCAAUGUGAAAUCUAUCUGCGUGGACCGGUUUCCGAAGCUCAUGGCUACGAGGAUCCCGCCGAGAGUGGAUUAUCCGAUUCAGAAGGGUGACAGCGUUAAGCAGAAUGGGACUGGGGCGUGGGAGAUGUGUAAGGGGGUUGUUGAGACGGGGUAUGAGAUUGGGAUUGGGGGGAGGGUUAGGGGAAUUGUUAGGUUGUUGGGGAAUAUGUAA
Molecule: messenger RNA, 1905 nt
Organism: Aspergillus chevalieri
Lineage: Eukaryota; Fungi; Ascomycota; Eurotiomycetes; Eurotiales; Aspergillaceae
Gene: MSC7
Product: aldehyde dehydrogenase family protein
Exons: 2
Coding region: 1-1905 (634 amino acids)
Molecular function (GO): aldehyde dehydrogenase (NAD+) activity
Source: RefSeq, a predicted model, not a curated record